Messenger RNA from Cylicocyclus nassatus, 1022 nucleotides. Lineage: Eukaryota; Metazoa; Nematoda; Chromadorea; Rhabditida; Strongylidae. The record is from the annotation of a GenBank genome assembly.
AGCUUGUAAAUGACGGAAACUAGCAACACUGAACCUGAAGAGGAUUCGGAUAGUCGACAUGCGGAUUUUCCUCGUGCACAAUCCCAUACCACCCUAGACUCGCAUCGAACCUUGUGGAUGGGCGAUCUUCAGCCACAGUGGGAUGCUCAGUUCAUAACCAAUGCCUUCAAGGAGCUUGGCCACACCCCAUCUACGGUCAAAAUGGUAGCUGACCGGCAGACGGGAGCGAAUUGCGCCUACUGCUUUGUCGAAUUUGCAUCGUCAGACGAUGCUCGUGAUGCUAUGCUCACGGCAAAUGGGCAUAGAAUUCCAAAUAGUGAACCUAGAUCUCGAUUCAACCUAUCCUUUGCGAACGAUCCUCGUGUACCGUCGAUAGAGUUCAACCUCUUUGUAAAUAAUAUACAUCCUGAUCUCGAUGAUGCCGCUCUGUACCAGGUGUUUGGGGCCCGAUAUCGAUCUUGCCGUGGUGCCAAAGUAUAUCGAAAUCGAGACGGGUCGUCGCGGUGUCUCGGCUUCAUCCGCUUUGGUGAUCAAACUGAACAACAAAUGGCACUUGUGGAAAUGAACAAAACUGUGGUACGAGGUCGUGAGAUUAUCCUGAAACUCGCCGCUGCCAAACAACGACUUCCACGACAUCAAAUAAGGGAAGGCAUGCAACCUCAGCUCAUAGCAGACCCAUCAAUAGCUUCCUACAAUCAAAUGGCGUAUCAGCAAAUGCCACAGCAACCAAGUCCUCAAAUCGCUUAUCAGUAUCCCCAACAGCAGCAGCAGCCAACUUACGUUCCCUCUGAACUCAUAUAUCCCUACAAUCCCACGGCAGAAGAGGCAAAUAAUGAACUUGUAGCGAAUGGAGAUGAAUGGUGGGAAGUGCUGGAGGAAAGCAGGUGGUCAGCCUGCAUCGUCGAUCCGGCUUGGAAAGAACGAGAGUUAUGCUUGCGGUUGAACGAUAAUAAAUGGUGAAUGUUUUGUUGUUGUUUUCUUUUUUUAUAACGAGAGAUACCUUGUUCAUAGAAAAUUGAUAA